ACCAUAUGUAAGUAUUUAACAACACAUGAUUGUCCUUCAUGCAAGGAAUUGUUCUUGAGGGCGCUGUUCAAGUGCAUUGAUAAGAUCUCGCGCGGCGCACACGAAGUUUGACGCAGUCACACGUGUGCAAACAUUGAAGAACAGAGAGACUUCUGUUCAGCUGAGUUAGUUUCACUGUUUUAAAUGACGCCUAAUUGUUGCUGACAGUAACGCAAAAUUAUAACUUAAAAGAGGCUGUGGAGUUUGUCAAACGUGUUGACAAAAGUUAGAUAGCCUACCAGUAAUUUUCUCAGUGUAUUUCCAAGGAUGGCUGCUCUUGAUUAGUGGGAAUGUUCGUGGACCGGACGACCUAGUCUGUAGUGGACCCUAGAUUUAGAUCUCAUGUUAGUUCAAGUGUAGACAAAUGGCUGCGCUUGGUGCCGUUACUCUACUUGUUAGGAUUGUGAUUAUGAAUUUGAUGCUGAUCGCUGAAAGUAGAGGCAAUGACGCUUCCAGACCUCAGAGCAAAGGUGGCGAGAUCUGUCAACUAAGUCAGAAUGAAGAUGGACGUGCAGAACCAGAAGGUCGGCAGGCCACCUGUAGGCCUGCACCAGGCAGCACACAUGACUCUACCCAGACUGCAUCCCUUCAGCCCCUUUUACCCCCUCUGCAGGAUCGGCCCAUGCAGCUGGUCCGACCAGACCCCUCCCACAAGAAGAUGGAAAUUGUCGAAGAAAGCAUCCAGUCAUUGCUGCGUCUGAGCAAUCCCGUCGCCGUUGUGGCUGUCGUCGGCAAGUACCACUCCGGCAAGUCUUUCCUGCUGAACCAGCUGAUGGGGAAGCAAGGGAACUUUGGCUUCACCGUGGGGCCCAGCCUCCGGCCGCAGACCAUGGGGAUAUGGAUGUGGGGCAUGCCAACCACAAUGACUCUUUCCUCCGGAAUAGAUGUGUCCGUGAUCUUUCUAGACACUGAAGGUUUUGCUGCUAACAAUGUUUCUGAGACAUACGAUGCCAAGGUUUUUGCCGUGGCUGCCCUGCUCAGCUCUUUCCUCAUCUACAACUCGGUCAAGGUCAUCGACCAAGCCGACCUGGACUAUCUGGAGUUGCUGUCAAGAAGAACUCAGCUGUUUGCCUUGAGGUCCCAGCUUUCCAGAGCCAAGUGGGCCCAGGAUUUCAACCACGAUCUGCUGAGCUUCCCGCCUCUCCUCUGGGUUGUGCAGGAUUUUGUCCAGGUCACCGGCAACGAUGAGCCCACGCCGUUAGAGUGGCUGACCGAGAUGAUGAAAUCCUCAGCCUGGGAGAGCGAGAACCACCGCGUCAGCCUCCUGGACAUCUUCCAAGAUGUGGACUGCCACACCUUGUUCUUCCCCGCCACCAAGAAAGAGAUCCUGCAAGAUCUGUCUCUGGCAAGAGAAGAGGACCUCACAGCAGAAUAUAAAGUUGAGAGGAACCGGCUCAUAAACAUCCUGAGACAAGGAAUCAUCCCCAAAGAGAAAAAUGGUCGACCAAUCACAGGAGCUGAAUUAGCAUCACUGAUUGAAGUUUUGGUGACAGCAGCCAAUGAGGGAUCAUUAUCUCAGAUUCCAAGUCGCUGGUCGGCCUUCAUCCAGAGCAUGGAGCAGUCGGCCGUCCAGGACUGCCUGAAGUUUUACGACACAGAAAUGGUGGUGCUGCACCAGCAGUACGAGAUGGGACCCAUCGAUGAGACUGAACUGCAGCUGUGGCAUGAGACUGCGGCCAGCAAAACAGAUAAGCUUCUCCAGCAAGUGCUGUUUGGGCUGGAUGACGUACUGACCGGGGCCACGCAGGAACUGAGGGGCCAGAUCAGGGAGAAGUACCACCGCACGAUGGACAUGAACGAGAAGAAGAUCAAGCUAAGAUGCAGCGAGGUCCAGCACAGGACAGAGUUAGAUGGAGAGAGCAGACUGAGUGAGCUUCCGUUACCCGUGCGGACAUCUGAGCUCAAGACCAGCUACGCCAAGAUCAAGGAAGAUUGCAUCGGUAGCUACACUAGGACCCUGGACCGGCUGCAGCGAAGCAUGCCCUUCCAGAAAUUCCUGGACCAGUUAAAGACAUCUUUGGACAACAUCCGGGACUCAUUCCUGCUAAAGAACACCCAGCUCCUUGAGAAUGUGUUGGACCAAUCGACUCAGAGAGCACUCGAGGAGUUUAAUAGCCUGAUGCAGAACCCUCACCAGGAGCCGCGCAGCCCCAAGACCAUGACCCGAUGCAGCGAGGACGCCGCGCAGAAGGCGCUGAGUCUCUUUGUUCAAGAAGCGGUCGUGGCCGCGGAGGAGGCUUCGUACAAAGCCCAUCAGGCUCUGCUAAAGACAGGGAUAGUUGAAGCAGAGAAGGAGCAUGAAAAAAGGAACAACCUGCUGCUGAAAGUCAGAUGUGAAAAAGAGGUGAAUGGGCUCGCUCAGACGAUGCGAGACAACACGGACAGCACACAGCUACCACUUCCUGUGAACGACACCGAUCUAGACCACAGGCUAACUCAGGAAGCCACCAGGGCAAAAUCACUCUUCAAGGAAUUGCUGGAUGAUUUCUCAUCCUUGCCCGCCUACGAUGAUUGCCUGAUGCAGCUGCAGCGUUUGAUCCAUGCCGUGUGUGGGCAGAGGCGGCAAGAAAACAUGGAGGCCUACUCCAAAGAGGUUGAGGUGCCGCUUCAGUCAGCCAAGAAAGUCGCCCUUCUCUCUGCAGACAGAUAUGAUACAGUGUUCAGUCUGACAACAUUUAUUCGAGAAGUGUGCAUGCUGAACCUGGACGAGGGAAAACCCAAGCACUGGCCGGCUGACCUCAAGGUCAACAUCGUUGACCUCUUCAUGAACUCUGACCCUGACAUACGCCGGGUCAUUAAAGCCCGGGAGGGGCUGUGGUCCACUGUUGUGGGGUUCGUCCAGUGGAUUAUCUGGAUUUUCAGCUGAAAACCGCAGCAGGGAUAAACAAAGUUGUUGGAAGAAAUAUCAAAAUGCUGGCGUGAUAUAAAUUGCUGAGAGAGAUUCUGAUUUGAUCAAAAGUCACUCUUUCUGGACUGCUGACAUAAAUAAGAUGGACAAUGAGAUUAGAGAACAGCCUUUGAAAUUAAUCUUCUUAAUCACGUUAAGCUAUUUGGUCCAUUCCGAUUGUGUGUUCAUCUUGAUGAAGCUUUUGGCAAGCCAGUAGGUGUAUUCAGUAAGGAGCCCUCUGUUGUCUGGCAAGUGUCACUACUUUGUCUGGACAAGACGGGGCCAUGGCCACCCAAAAUGAGCCCCACUUUUUGGAGGGGAAUAAUGGGUUAAAGGUAAUUUAAAAAUAAUCUGUUUCCAUUCCAAAACCGAGUAGAAGCACCAAAAUGUAGCUUCAACCCUCAGAAAGACCAUAAAAAAAUUACAUAGAAAAAAUUUCACCCAAAAUUUGGGUUGUGGCUCUGCCCUUGCAUCCAGUGUCCUAAAAACUUACACCAUACAAUUUGAUUUGUUGAAUUAGAGUUUCUGUUGAACAUUGUCAGGUUUACAAAAUUGAAAAGACGUUUUGUUUGAUUUUUCAAGAUUAAAAUUUUUAAAGAUUAUUUUGUUUUGAGUUUUCCUAUGUGAAAUUUCACAAAAGAGUAUUUUUGUUUUGUUUACUAAAAAACUUUAUGAAUAAUCUAUUUUUGAAUUGUUCAUGCCCAAGUUGGAAAUAUCCUAUUUAAAAAGUUAGGUUUUUCUUUUUCAAAUCGUUACUUGCAACCAUGCUAUUAAAAUUUGAAUUUUGAACACCCUGACUCAGAAAUUUAUGUCAAUGCAUCAUCUUAGGAUAAUGUUCAGCAUGUCAGCGACCACAUAGCAAAAAGAAUUUUGUAAACAGUCAAGUGUAUGGAAACGAGCUAUCAAUUAUAAACGUUCUAAGAAUAUCUGUAUUUUGGACAUUUCCUGGGGAUGUAUUCAUUGUGACGACACUUCCUCGUAUCUUUCUGCAUUUUUUCCAGAAAAAUUCCAUACGAAAUAAACAUUCCAGGAAAUGUCUGAUUCCAGUGGAAAAUCAAGUUGCACCUGUCCUUUCAAUCAAUCAACAGCGACGACGCGGGAAACUGCGACACCUCCCCCACCAACAGUCGGACAUCCUUAUCCAGGGUGUGUGCUUCUGUAUUGCUGUCCGUCUGGGUUUGGAACUUGAAACGCCUCUUUUCUGCGUAAAACUUUUACAAGACGUUAUCAUGUAGUUCGCGUCAAAUUGUAG
Acanthaster planci (crown-of-thorns starfish) is the source of this 4178-nucleotide messenger RNA. RefSeq lists its product as uncharacterized. The record is from RefSeq and is a predicted model, not a curated record. Gene Ontology annotation, molecular function: GTP binding; GTPase activity. NCBI's taxonomy places the organism in Eukaryota, Metazoa, Echinodermata, Asteroidea, Valvatida, Acanthasteridae.